UGUCGUGUACUAUUUUUUGUUGUUCAUCAUGUGGGUACGGAGAUACACGCUGAUAGCGGGCUUAUUAUUAACAACAACCGCCGCUGAUAAAAAAGUUAAUCUUGAGGAUAUUGAGAGGGAUAAUCUCCGCUCGGAGGAAAGAUCCGGCAGUUCUACGGUAAGCUUCCAGCAAAAAAGCUACCAAGUUAAGCCGGAAACAGAUAGUGAGGAUUAUCGAUCAAGUAGUCAUCAGUAUCAAGCUAUCAGAGGAUUGGGAUCUUACUCAACCGCUAAACCAUUGCGCGAUUACGAUGCCGACAGUUACGUGCAAGCAAAUCAGCAGAACUCGGACUAUCAGCGGCAACCAGAAACUGCUAAUGACAAUGGCCAAUCUUACUCUGAUUACUCAGAACAAAUAGAUGUCGUGCCAAAGGGUCAUUCAAAGUCUAAUUAUCACCAACAAGAGCCCCAAUUUUAUUUCAAGCCGGAAGUAGCUGUCGGCAAUCAGUAUCAAACGAUUCAGCAGAAAGCUGCGACGGAAAAACAUUUGCACGGAUAUAAAAGUACUGUUUACAUUCCGAUGAAUCAAUUGCUUGCGUACUAUUCAUACUUGUCGGGUCAUGGGUCGCAGAGUAAGCCGCUGCAUUCAUUGGCCAGCACGGGAGCUGGAUCCGAUGGAGGACAGCAAAUAUCUAUUCCUAUUUAUACAUCCGAUCACUACAGUCGUACUCCUAUUUACAUGCCAUCUAAGCUGUCAUACAACCCUCAGUCGCAGUAUAUUACAUAUGCAUCUCAAUAUCCUUCGCACACACAAGCUAUUAUACCUUCAAAGAAGAAGGCAAGUAAAUUGUACUCGCACGUGAGCGCGUCAUCAAAAGACCUACUAACCGGUACGCAGAGUGUGGUAGCGCAACCGCAGAGCCAGUAUUUCCAUCAAGAAUUGAUUUACCCGGAGCAGUACACGGCUACGGUAACACAGCAGGUGCAACAGCACCCGCACGGUAAAUCCUACUCCAGUGCAUCGCCGAUUGCGACUUAUUCUCAAAGUAAUUCCCGACCGCAGACAAGUCAUUUGGAGCAGUACUAUCGCUAUAUUACCCCGGAACAGUUGCAGUACUUGGUAUCCGCUAAAACAAUUUAUCAAGACGAGCAGCCUGACUACCAGAGUCUACAAGCUCCAGAAGACGGUUUUAUGCCUCCACAAUUGCCAGCCAAGAAUUUUAAGUCAUCGUAUCCAUCAGCUAGUAGUGAAAGUACGCGAUUACAUUAUUUGCAAAAUCACCUGAGUCAUUCAUCCUCAUCAGAACCGAAAUCGCUUCUUGAUUCUUAUGUACCCAGUCAUAUUAUCGCUGCGCAAGAUGCUGAAAGAUAUCGUGAAAGACCAAUUAAACUUGAAAGCGGUUUCCUUCCGUCAAAAAUAAAUUUUAUCCAUUCCUACAAAAAACGAAAAACUGAAUAAAUAUUUUUUUUUUUUUUAAUUUUAAUUUCACUAGAGAUUAAUUCCGAGACAAAAAACAAAUUUUGGCUUAGUCCUAAAAAGCGUCGAUUCCUUUGAUAUUUUAUUUGUCGGCCAGUAACUCUACGUUAGUACUCAAAAUCUUCGAUAAGAACUAUGAGGUCUAAAUACGAAUAAUUUAUCGAUUUUAAAUUAUGACUGACCUCAAAAUCUCAAAGAAUCAAAAAUCAUAUUUUGGACUUUGAACAAUUUUAGAUAGAAAAAGGAGUUUUGAGUAUUUUGAGGCUCUAAUCAAGUUUAAUUCUCAAAGUGGUAAAAUGGGACGUAACUACUACUUUGAGGACUAAACCAGGAAAACUUUCUAUACUAUUGUCAAUCUCAAAAUUCAAAAUCGAUCCUCAAAAACCUCAUUGAGAACUUUGAGACUUAAAUCUGAAUUCGUUUUUUGACUCGGGAAAAAAAAAAUUAAUUGAGAUAAGUUUUUAUCUAGUCUUACAGAAUUUUUCAUGUAAAUUUCUCCAACAAUGGCAAGGAAACAAUAAUACAAACAAAUAGAUAUAAUAAAUAAAUUUCUAGAUCCAUAUAUUUGAUUAUUAUGGUUUAUAUGUAAUAUAACUCGAUUUCUAAUUCGGACGUAACGUAUGUCUGAAACGGUAUUAGCAUAAUCCGUAAUAUCGAGUUGUAUCACACGCAGUAAUCGAUUGACUCGAAUAAUUUAAUUCGUUAAUUGAAAAAAAAAAGUAACAUGAAGAUUUACUUAACCAUACUAUGUAAGAAUAAUUACUUACAAUUGCGUUAUUAUUUUUCUAUUAAUCUAUUGUUAUAU
Messenger RNA from Microplitis demolitor, 2261 nucleotides. RefSeq lists its product as uncharacterized. The record is from RefSeq and is a predicted model, not a curated record. The transcript is spliced from 7 exons. NCBI's taxonomy places the organism in Eukaryota, Metazoa, Arthropoda, Insecta, Hymenoptera, Braconidae. Bases 29 to 1438 code for a protein of 469 amino acids.